Molecule: messenger RNA, 2378 nt
Organism: Sus scrofa (pig)
Lineage: Eukaryota; Metazoa; Chordata; Mammalia; Artiodactyla; Suidae
Product: cationic amino acid transporter 3-like
Biological process (GO): amino acid transport; transmembrane transport
Cellular component (GO): plasma membrane
Molecular function (GO): amino acid transmembrane transporter activity
Source: RefSeq, a predicted model, not a curated record
CCCACCAAGGGUUUAAGCCUUGUCCUUGGUGCUCAGGGACUCCCCAAUUCCCCCUUUGGAGAGGAGGCAGCUCCAGCCCCACACAGCUUAACCUCAGCCUCCCUGACCGAUCCCUGCUCCAGGCUCUGCUCCAAGGAUCCAAACUUAGCCUCAGCUCCAUCUGAGAUGCUGAGUCAGUAUGUUCGCCAAUUUGGUCGGAAGCUGGUGCGCAGGCGGCUGCUGAAGCCCAGGAAGGAGUCUGAGAUUCCCACACCUCCUCUGAACAUCCUCGACCUGGUGGCUCUGGGUCUGGGCAGUACCCUGGGUGUCGGCGUGUACAUCCUGGCUGGUGCAGUGGCCAGGAGCAUAGCUGGACCAGCAAUCAUCAUCUCCUUCUUGGUGACCGCCCUGUCUUCUGUGUUGUCUGGGCUCUGCUAUGCAGAGCUUGGAACCCGGGUACAACGCUCUGGUUCCAUGUAUUUCUACAGCUAUAUGACAAUGGGACAACUGUGUGCCUUCAUCACUGGCUGGAACUUCAUACUCUCUUCUCUCAUCCGUAUUGCCAGUGGGGCAAGGGCCUGGAGCUUCAUCUUUGACAGUCUGAUCGGGAAUCACAUCUCUCAGGUGCUGCGAGAAAAUUUCCCUCUGCAUUUGCCCUACUUUCUGCCCACAUACCUAGACUUUGUUGCCCUGAGCCUCGUGCUGCUGCUUACGGGAAUGCUGGCUCUGGGAGCUCGGGAGUCAGCCCUGGUUGACAAAGUCUCCACAGGCAUCAACCUCUUGGUGCUCAGCUUCAUCAUCCUCUCUGGCUUCAUUAAGGGAGACCUGCACAACUGGCAGCUCACAGAACAGGACUACAUACUGGCCGCAUCUGGAUCCAAUGACACCUCUAGGCUGGGCCUUCUGGGUUCUGGAGGGUUUGUGCCCUUUGGCUUUGAUGGGAUUCUCGGAGGAGCAGCUAUUUGCUACUAUGCAUUUUCUGGCUUUGAGGUCAUUGCCACAAAAGGGGAAGAAGCCAGAAAUCCUCAGCGUUCCAUCCCCUUGGGCAUCAUGAUCACAAUCUCCAUCUGCUUUUUGGCAUAUUCCAGUGUUUUGGCGGCGCUCACCCUCAUGGUGCCCUAUUACCAGAUUCAGCCUGACAACCCCUUCCCCCAGGCUUUUCUCCACGUCGGUUGGGCCCCUGCUAGAUAUGUCAUGGCUUUUCUCAUCCUCUGUGCUCUGACAUCCAGAUACCAGAGUGUCAUGUUCCCCACAUCCCAGCAGAUUUGUGAAAUGGCACGUGAUGGGCUCCUCUUUCGGGUAUUGAUCCAGGUCCAUGCCUUUACAGGCACUCCCCUCCUGGCCAUCAUGACUGCAGGAAUACUCGCAGGGGUCAUGGCAUUGAUCUUCACGAUCGAUCUUGUGGACCUAUUAUCAAUCGGGAUCCUGCUCGCUUUCUCCCUGGUGUCUUUUUCUGUCCUUGUCCUCAGAUACCAGCCAGACCAGAAUUUAAUCAAGAAUGAGAAAACUGAGGAUGGACUUGAGAUGUGUGCACAGGAUGAAAUUUCUCUGACAUCUGAACAUGAAUCAGGAACCUCAAACCCUCUAAAGAGUCUGUGUAACCCUAUCAGCCCCACCCCCACUCGGAAAUCUGGCCAGAUUGUCUAUGGAUGUGCCUUUCUGCUGGUUCUCCUGCUGACCAUCCUGAGCCUGCUUCUGGCCCUGUGGCCCAGCCAAGUGUUCUCUGGAGACCCCGGGUUCACAGCAGGGGCUGUGCUGCUGCUGCUGCUCAUUGCUGGGAUCACCGCCAUCAUUUGGAGGCAGCCCCAGAACCCCUCUCCUCUUCCCUUCAGGGUCCCUGCUCUGCCCGUCCUCCCAGUGCUGAGCAUCUUUGUGAAUGUCUACCUGAUGAUGCAGAUGUCCUCUGUGAUUUGGGCCCAGUUUGGCAUCUGGAAUGCCCUUGGACUGGCCAUAUACUUUGGAUAUGGGAUCCGACACAGCCCGGAGGAGAAGAGGGAUCCACAGCCACCAGCCUCCACCUCCCAGAGUCUGCGUGAACACACCCCUGGUGCUGAAUCCUCUUAACCACAGGAAAUAGAUGCUGUGUGUUUCCCUCCAAACACGGGAGGUGUCUUGUGGUUCAAGGGACACUGGGAGUCUCUGAGGGGUGUGAAGGCGGGAUGCAUCUACAGCCCUGUAAUUAUUCCAGAGGACAAAAUGACUUUCUGUUGUACAAUUUUAGGUAAACUUUUAAAAGCAUAAGAUACAUACACAUAAGUAUGCUUCAUAACUGUGCAACACCAAGAUGCAUUUUCUCAGAGAAUGUAUCACAAUAUACCCAGAAACCAGAGGGAGAAAUAAAACUACUAAGCUGCACACAAGAAAUAGAUACUCAUAGGGUUCUCCUGUGGCACAGUGGG